Oreochromis aureus is the source of this 2434-nucleotide messenger RNA. It is a transcript of the gene metap1, whose product is annotated as methionyl aminopeptidase 1. NCBI's taxonomy places the organism in Eukaryota, Metazoa, Chordata, Actinopteri, Cichliformes, Cichlidae. Gene Ontology annotation, molecular function: metalloaminopeptidase activity. The record is from RefSeq and is a predicted model, not a curated record. The transcript is spliced from 11 exons. The coding region runs from base 31 to 1269 and encodes 412 amino acids. Gene Ontology annotation, biological process: proteolysis.
UGACGGUCCCGCUGCGGACAUGCGCCGUGCAUGCAGCUGCCACUGGCUGGCUGCCCCGACUGGCUGCUCGUCGUCGACUCCACCCCUUGUGCAGACGGAGCAGGCAUGGCGAGCACCGAAGCUAGAAGGGAGUGUGAGACAGAGGGCUGCAGUAAGGACGCCAAACUUCAGUGCCCCACAUGUAUCAAGCUUGGUAUUCAAGGUUCCUAUUUCUGCUCGCAGGAAUGUUUUAAAGGAAGCUGGGCAUCUCACAAGUUGCUGCACAAAAAAGCAAAGGAAGAAAAGAACCAAAAUGAAUCUAAGAACUGUGUGGAGAAGGAGAUCAACACAGACCCAUGGCCAGGGUACCGCUACACAGGAAAACUACGCCCUCACUAUCCUCUGACUCCCAUGAGACCUGUGCCAGGUGACAUCCAAAGACCUGACUAUGCUGAUCAUCCCAGAGGGAUGUCUGAGUCCGAGCAGUUCUUGAAGGGGACGUCACAGAUCAAGACUCUUUCCCCCGAGGACAUUGAGGGCAUGAGAGUUGUAUGCAAGCUGGCAAGAGAAGUUCUGGACAUUGCAGCCGUGAUGGUGAAACCAGGCGUUACAACAGAAGAAAUUGACCACGCUGUGCAUCUGGCCUGUUUAGCAAGGAACUGCUACCCCUCCCCUCUCAACUACUACAAUUUUCCCAAAUCCUGCUGCACGUCUGUUAACGAAGUCAUCUGCCACGGCAUCCCAGACAGAAGACCCCUGCAAGAAGGAGAUAUCCUCAAUGUGGACAUCACUGUGUACCACAAUGGUUUCCAUGGCGACCUCAACGAAACCUUCUUUGUUGGAGAGGUGGACGAAGGAGCAAAGAAACUGGUUCAGACUACGUAUGAAUGCCUUAUGCAAGCCAUUGACUCUGUGAAGCCUGGCAUUCGCUACAGAGAGCUGGGUAACAUCAUCCAGAAGCACGCUCAGGCCAACGGCUUCUCUGUGGUGCGCAGCUACUGCGGCCACGGCAUCCACAGACUUUUCCACACGGCUCCCAAUGUGCCGCACUAUGCCAAAAACAAAGCAGUUGGUGUUAUGAAGCCUGGCCAUGUGUUCACCAUUGAGCCCAUGAUAUGUGAAGGUGGCUGGCAAGAUGAGACGUGGCCAGACGGCUGGACGGCGGUGACCAGAGAUGGGAAGCGCUCGGCUCAGUUCGAACACACCCUGCUGGUGACGGAAACCGGCUGCGAGAUCCUCACCCGCCGUCUGGAAGAGAACGGACGCGCUCAUUUCCUCAGCCAAAUGUAGACCGGACAGGAACGCACCAAGGACUGGACUUUACCAAACACACACACACCCAGCACUUCUGCAGCUCACACACAAACACAUUCGCACACACAGCACAUCGAAAAAUCAUGAGGCACCGCUCCUGAAGCUCAGUGUAACUGUAGCUCUCAUGGCUUUCUGAAUUAAAUAUCGGUUCCUCAAAGUAAAUGGAAGUACUUGAAUGUGUCUUAUAUCAAAUGUGGAUUACUUUAUUAGUGAAAACUGUAUCCUCUGGAGGAAAUAUAAAAGUAUUUAUGAGAUUUGGUUUUGCUUAGUGGUCAGGAUUGAUAGGCUCGUUCUCACCUCUGGGUCUUGUCAUGCCCAGAGCUGUCACAGGCUGUCUAGUUGUUGUUGUCAGUGGUGGGUGGAGCUCAGGGCAAAUUCAACUAGUACACCAUGCUUUGCUUCUUUUUUUUUCCCCUCAACCUCUGCUAACUUAAUCACAUGUCAUAUAAAUUUAUCGGUUGUGGAGUGAGGAGAACCAGCAAUACUAGAGAGUACAGGGAAACAGAGUCCACAGAAAACCAACAAGCAACUUAAAAUUUAGGCUUAUCAAAUUAAAGUUUGGCCAUGAACCUGCCUUAGUUGCCCGGGAGCUAAAGAAAACAAUCGGUGAUGAGUUGAUUUACUGUUUAAUGGAAGACGAGGCUGAUUAGCUGACUACACUAUGUCACCGUCUCAUUCACCUGUUGACGUGUCCAGUACAAGUGCUGUAACCUAAUUGUUAUGUCUUGAAUGUGGCUAUUAUUAGUGCUCAUCCGGUGAGGAAAUUGGCAACGGUUGCUAGGAGAAUUGUGACGUAGCCUCAAGAGCAUCUGCGCGGUUAUCCAGAAAGACAAUAAAGACCCUGAACCUCUAAGUGGUGGACUUUUUGGCCCUGCUUUGAGAAGUCCUCCUUUGGUGUCUCAUGUUUUCAAUAGCCCCGUUGUAGCAAAUUAAAAUGUGAAUCUAGAAAUUGAAACUAGCCGGCUAUCUCCAUCGGUGGCUCCCCUCUCCUUUUACUCUGCAGUAGUCAUCUCGAUGACGGGAUUUUCCUCGUGCAAGAAGCAGCAUUCGGUAUUUCUAUAUUUUCAGAGGACUAAUGUGAUCAGAGUUUCUCUGCCAUCUUUGUAUUUCUUCUAAUGGAGUAAUAAAUGACUCUUCUGUA